Molecule: messenger RNA, 1074 nt
Organism: Lachnellula hyalina
Lineage: Eukaryota; Fungi; Ascomycota; Leotiomycetes; Helotiales; Lachnaceae
Product: 2,3-dihydroxybenzoate decarboxylase
Exons: 1
Coding region: 1-1074 (357 amino acids)
Biological process (GO): secondary metabolic process
Cellular component (GO): cytoplasm; cytosol
Molecular function (GO): carboxy-lyase activity; hydrolase activity
Source: RefSeq, a predicted model, not a curated record
AUGGCUCCAAGAUUUAGCAUGGUUCCGACCAAAAUGCCUCUUCUCGGCAAGAUCACUCUCGAGGAAGCUUUCCAGCCCCCUUUCAACAUGGAGGCAGCCACUGGUACCAACAUCGACAUGUACGUCUACAAAGAGCGCGCCCCCGAGUACCUGUCGGGCAUUGUCAACAUCAAGGACCGCGUCAUGGAAGCCCGCACAACUGGCGUCGGCUACACUGUCUGCUCUCUUACUGUGCCUGGCGUUCAGGGUGAAACAGACCCCGCCACCGCCGAAGCCUUUGCUACUCGCUCCAACAACUGGAUUGCCGAUCAGAUCAAAGCGUAUCCCACCGAACUGGGUGCUUUUGGAGCCGUCUCUAUGCACAACCCCAAGCAGGCCGCGGUCGAGAUGACCCGAUGCAUCAAAGAGCUUGGCUUUUGUGGCAUCAUGGUCAACAACUGGCAGCAAGCCGUCAAUGAUAAAGGCGAGCGCACGCUUCUGCUCUACGACCGCCCCGAGUACGAUGUAUUCUGGUCCACUCUCGAGGAGCUCGAUGUCCCGCUCUACCUCCACCCUUCGGCCCCCGAAGCUCAGAUAUUAGACCUCCUGUACAAAGACCAUCCCUACCUGAUCGGCCCGCCCUCAUCCUUCGCCAUCGACGUCUCAACCCACGUCAUCUGCCUCAUCACCAACGGAGUCUUCGACCGCCACCCAAAAGCCCAACUCAUCGUCGGCCACAUGGGCGAACGUAUGCCCUAUGACUUCGACCGCACGCACCGCUGGCUCGAACAGGUUGAGAAGCCCCGUGGAAUGGCCGCCAAGAAGACUCUGUACCAGUACUUCCAGGAAAACAUCUGGCUCACCACUUCUGGACAAUUCUCGACGCCGGUUAUGAAUUAUUGUGUCAAUCUGGUUGGGGCAGAUCGUAUUUUGUUCUCGGUGGAUUAUCCGUAUGAAUCUUAUCAAGACGCGUCGAAUUGGUUCGAUAACAUGGAUUUAAAUACUAGGGACAAGCUGAAGAUUGGGAGGGAGAACGCGAAGAAGCUUCUUAAGCUCGGCAAGUACAAGGACAGUGAUGCGCCAUACCAUCAGUAG